Pseudopodoces humilis (Tibetan ground-tit) is the source of this 998-nucleotide messenger RNA. It is a transcript of the gene NSMCE1, whose product is annotated as NSE1 component of SMC5/6 complex. Lineage: Eukaryota; Metazoa; Chordata; Aves; Passeriformes; Paridae. Gene Ontology annotation, cellular component: nucleus; Smc5-Smc6 complex. Gene Ontology annotation, molecular function: ubiquitin-protein transferase activity. Gene Ontology annotation, biological process: double-strand break repair via homologous recombination. The record is from RefSeq and is a predicted model, not a curated record.
CCGGGGCCUGCGCGGGGCGGAGCCAUCUGUGGCAGGCGCGCGCAGCCAUCGCCGAGCUGCACUUGAAGCCUGGUGAAACACUGAGAUGGCAGCUCAAAUGACCGAUGCUCAUCGACGGUUCCUGCAGGUUCUGAUGUCUAAUGGGAUAACAGAAGGAUCAGAGGCCAGGAAAUUACACCAGCACUGCUGUGAAACUGAUAAAGUUUACUACGCACAUGAUAAACUGGAUGAUUUCAUCAGCACUAUUAAUAGCCACCUGCAGCCUUUGUUUAUGCAGAUCCGGAAAGGAAUAUCGGAAGACAAUGGGAGAGCACAUUAUGCUGUAGUGAAUUUGGCGGAAACUGAAGUAACUAAAAUGGCAUCUGACUAUACAGAAAUUGAAUUGGAAUUGUUCAGAAAAACAAUGGACCUAAUAAUUUUAUCAGAAAAUGGCUUUGCCUCAUCUACAGAUAUUUUAAACUUGGCUGACCAACUUAAGACAAGGAAAAUGAAGAAAAAGGAAGCAGAACAAGCGCUGAAAGUUUUUGUGGAGGAUAAGUGGUUGUCUGAGAAAAAUGGAGAAUAUACUCUGCAUACUCGGUGCAUAAUUGAGAUGGAACAGUACAUUCUCAGCAACUACCAGGACGUGGCAAGGAAAUGUAACAUCUGUCACAGCCUCGCCAUCCAGAGCCAAGUAUGUGAAUCCUGUGGAAUUGGAAUGCACUUACCUUGUGUCAGAAAGUACUUCAGAGGCCAGACUGAACCCCGCUGUCCCAAGUGUAAUGAAUUCUGGUCUUGUGACACCCCAGGUGUGAGUCGGAUGGGCUCACCACAGAGCUCCACUCUUGGUGCUAGAUGAUGCCAGUAAAACUUGAUGUCAGUGACAUCUCUUUGCCGCCACUCUGGCAGAAUAGCCAGACUUUAUUGUAUUCAAUUAGUAACAGUGCUCAGUGUACCCAUUUUCUAAAGUUCUAAGAAUCUUAAAAUAAAACUAUUAUUGACGUUCCUGUUCACAGUAA